CCCAGAAGUAUCAGGGAUAGGCGAACAAACACUGCAUAGGUUCUGCCCUGUUACUACAAUUCUGUGCGCACCGGGUGCACCUCAUUCUUGUGACAAAACCGCCAGCCUCGCCCGGAGUACCUGCCCUGCCUGCUAGAUAGUAACUACAGUACCGAAGAGCAGAGCCAGCAAGGAGGGAGUGGGAGUCGGCCAGGUAGCAAGUGUCCCCAAUAGAACAGGUUUGGAAGCAGCAGCAGCUGGAAUUUGACUUCCUUGAAGAAAGAAUGACCCUGUAGGUAAUUUGGAGAUUUCUCUGCACAAAUCUGAAUAUGAAUUACACCAAUCUGAUGUUGUCUACAUUUUCAGCAAACAACUGAAGAUCUAAAAUGGCACCUGUGCAUACUACCAAGAAGACCGAAAAUGACCAAGCAACAUCAAAUCUUGUCCACAUCAAUAAUCCACACCUAGAAAAAAUGAAAGAAGACAUUUUGUACCAUUUCGAUAUUGGGACCGGGACUCACGACUUUCCAGCUAUGUUUGGUGAUGUAAAGUUUGUCUGUGUUGGAGGAAGCCCAUCCCGGAUGAAAGCAUUUGCACAGUACAUAAAUGGAGAAUUGGCACUGGGUGACCCCAACUCUGAUAUUCCCAAUAUAUGUGCAGGAACUGAUCGUUAUGCAAUGUAUAAAGUUGGACCUGUCUUAUCUAUCAGUCAUGGCAUGGGAAUUCCGUCAAUAUCUAUAAUGCUCCAUGAAUUAAUAAAGCUGCUGUAUCAUUCCAAAUGCACCAACGUCACUAUUAUUCGCAUUGGCACAUCUGGUGGCAUAGGUCUGGAACCAGGUUCUGUUGUAAUAACAAGUCAGUCUGUGGAUGCUUCAUUUAGACCUCAAUUUGAACAGAUUAUUCUUGGAAAAACUGUAGUUCGCAACACAGAGUUGGAUUCUGAGCUGGCCCAAGAAUUGUCUCAGUGUAGCAAAGAGAUCAACGAGUUCAAUACAGUCAUUGGAAAUACAAUGUGCACCCUGGAUUUUUAUGAAGGUCAAGCACGUCUUGAUGGAGCAUUCUGUUCAUACACAGAGGAAGAAAAAAUGCAGUACUUGAAAGCAGCAUAUGAUGCAGGAGUACGAAAUAUUGAAAUGGAGUCUUCUGUGUUUGCAGCAAUGUGCAAUAUUAGUGGGUUGCAAGCUGCUGUAGUAUGUGUUACACUUUUGAAUCGUCUGGAAGGGGACCAAAUCACAAGCUCACAUGAAGUUCUUGUGGAUUAUCAACAACGGCCUCAAAAACUUGUUGGUUUUUUCAUCAAGAAACAUCUGAGCAAAGACUGAAGCUGGACCAAAGACUAAGGGGUCGAUUUAUCAAAGGUCGAGGUGAAGUUUCAAAAUGAAAAACUUCGAACUUCGAGCUAUUUUUUGUGUACUUUGACU
Messenger RNA from Xenopus laevis (African clawed frog), 1400 nucleotides. RefSeq names its product uridine phosphorylase 1 L homeolog (gene upp1.L). Gene Ontology annotation, molecular function: catalytic activity; uridine phosphorylase activity; pentosyltransferase activity. Bases 366 to 1301 code for a protein of 311 amino acids. Lineage: Eukaryota; Metazoa; Chordata; Amphibia; Anura; Pipidae. Gene Ontology annotation, cellular component: cytosol; cytoplasm. Gene Ontology annotation, biological process: UMP salvage; nucleoside metabolic process; nucleotide catabolic process. The record is from RefSeq and is a predicted model, not a curated record. The transcript has 9 exons.